Messenger RNA from Gastrolobium bilobum, 1299 nucleotides. RefSeq lists its product as uncharacterized. Bases 1 to 1299 code for a protein of 432 amino acids. The transcript has 12 exons. The record is from RefSeq and is a predicted model, not a curated record. Lineage: Eukaryota; Viridiplantae; Streptophyta; Magnoliopsida; Fabales; Fabaceae.
AUGGCCGUCAGCUUCAGCUAUUGGGGUGAUUGUGUUGAGCCCCAGGACUUGGAGGCAAUGUGGAACGUUUCUAAUGUGAGUGCUGAAUGGUUAAAAGCUGGAGAGGCGAGAAAUCAAAAGGUUCACAUCUCACGUGAUCCUGAUGGGCAGCCAUAUUUGACACAGACUGAAAUGAGGGCUGUAGCUGACAUUGUCAUCGAAAGGCACUUUCAAUCAGAGAUAGAUCCUGACAUGAUUUGUGCUAUUGCUGAACUUGAAAGUGAUAGGCAACUACUUGUUAUGCGGUCUGACCACAAAUCUAAAGAGCCUACAGUGGGGCUUAUGCAACUUCAAUCCAAAAAUGCUGACUGGUUGAUCAGUGAAUUAGGUUAUCGUUCAUAUGCAGCAGAAGAGAAUAUAGAAUUCCUAUUCAAACCCUUCAUAAAUGUAUACUUAGGUGCGGCUUAUAUUAAAUGGUUGUCAAACUUUGAGGACAAAAAAAGAAGUGAAGAGUUUAUUGUAAGGGCAUAUAAAGGUGGUCCAAAGAAGGCAAUUCACAAAUCAACUUUGCGCUAUUGGAAAAGCUAUCUCUCUGUGAAAGAAAGUUUUUCAUCCAGAAAAUCUAUUGAUGAUUGUCCUCCUCCGAAUGACACUCCAGCACCUGCUCAUUCUCAUACUGGAUCUCCUAUACCUUCUUCAUCAGAAAACUCAAGAGAUGGAAGUGUUGACACAUAUUGGGACACCGGAGCAUCUCCAGAAGAUAUGGAAGCUAUGUGGAAUCAUCCUGAGGUUCGAAAAGAGUGGAAUAAAACCAAAGAAAUACAGGGAAAGGUGCGGUUUUCUCAUGAUGAAAAGAAGAGACCAUAUCUUUCUCGGGUGGAAUUGAAGGCAGUUGCGGAUAUAGUUCUAUACAAAUACCUCAUCACAACGAAAAUCAAAUCAGCAGUACUUUGUGCCAUUGCGGAGGUUGUUAGCAUGCGUUUUGCACAUGGAGUUGGACCACGACCUGGAAUAAUGGGAAUUGACUAUUCCACUGCUUACUGGCUUUACUUGGAAUUGGGCUACAGGGCUUAUAAACUUGAAACUGUUGAUGAUCUAAACAAUCCAUUUGCGUCCAUGUACUUUGGUGCUGCCUAUGUAGCAUGGUUAUCAGAAUAUGAAGGAAGGGAAAGAACUCCAGAGUUUUUUGUUCAAGCAUAUAUUGUGGGGCCAAAAAAUGUGAACCCUCAGGAUACAAGUACUCUCUGGCUCAAAUUUGUGGAAGCUCUCAGCAAAUACGAAGAAAUAAAGAGGAGUAGUGAGAGCUGCACCAUCAUGUAA